GAAGUAGCUGCGAUUUUCAACUUUCUUCAAACUGGUUUGCCUCCUACUCUCGAAAAUAUAUUUGAUGUGAUUUAUUACAAGUUAAUCGACAAAAAGAUUGGAGACAAGUCGAUUUUAAAAGUCAAAAUUUAUACUAGAUAAGUUUAAUUCAUAAAUUAGUGGUAAGCAAUGAUGAAAUAACCCAAUGGAAAGGAUAUAUGAGUAGUCAGAAUAGUUUCGAGACUAUUCACAUGGUCAGCCAUUUUUGACCUACUUUCGCGGAAUAACAAAAUUUGAACGAAAUGGUUACGUUUGUAGUGUAAAACAACUGAAAUCGACUUUGGGAAGCGACAACCAUACACUCAUAUAUAGGAAAAUUUUGUUGGGAUAGAGUGUACUAUGUCGGGAAGUGAAGAGGUUGGAAGCCCCAUGGAGCAUGGGGAGUUAGAACCAAGCCCCGACCACACAGAAACCCAGCAAGAGGAUGAUGUCAUGGAAGACAGAGAGGAACAAGAAGAAGCCUUAUAUAUCAAGCCACCACAAGCAAAGGUGAUAAAGAAAGACAAACACAAACACAAGCAUAAGGAACAUAGAAAGAAAGAUAGAGACAAGGAUCAAGGUAAACACAGAGAUAGAAGUCGAGGAAGCAGACAAGAUCGCCAUGGCAAAGAACAUCGUAGAGACAGAAGUGGCGAGAAAUCCCGUGACAAAAAGGAGCACUCUAGAGAUGAAAAACGACGAGAAGAUCGUAUAAGAGACAAAGACAAUCGCCCUCAUAGUAGGGAAACUAAACCUGAACGUAUCAUAGAAAAAGUACCUGUUGAAAGGUCUGAGAGAAGACCCUCCAAAGAGAAAACAGAAUCAGUUAAACCUACAAAAGAAAGAGACUUAAGAGAAAAAUUAGAGGCUAGAUCUAAGGAAUCAAGGGAUAAAGAGAAACUCAAGUCUGACUCAUCCAAGAGAGCAGUAAAGGUUGAUGAUAAUAAGACAGUUGAUAUAAAAACAAAAUCAAGACACAGACAAGAGCCAGAUAUUGUAGAUAUUACUCAGGAAAAACAUAGUGAACCAAAACCACAGACUGAAAAGGAAAAACGGGAAGAAUCUAGGAGAGAAAGAGAGCGGCUUGAGCGUAUAGAGCGAGAGAAGCAGAUGAGGGAUAGGUUAAUGAGAGCUCAACGAGAGAAAAGGCAACAAGAAGAGGAGCUGAGAGCAAGGGCUGAGAAAUCUGCUAAAGAUGCUGCCAUUAAGAAAGAAAAAGAAGAACUGAGGCGUGCAAGAGAAGCCAGAGACAAUAGUAGAAAACAGAAAGACCGAUCUGAAGUUGAACGUAGCAGGAGUAGAGAACGUGACACACGCACUAGGGAUACUCGAGACAGGGGAGAUCGAGAUAGAGGCAGGGAUCGGGAUCAGAUAAGAGAAAGAGAUCAGAGUGCCAGGGAUCGAGAUAGAGAAAGAGGUCAGUUACGUGAUCAACGGGACCAGAUGCGUGAUCGAGAUCCAGACCGACCAAGUAGCCGAAGAUCCACCCCUCAAAAUAAUUCUGGAAGAAGCAAGGCCCCUCCAGAGCCUAUUUACAAGGAAGAGUCUCCUGAGGUGGAAGAAGAGGUUGAGUCCAGUGAGGCAGAAAGUGAAGAUCAGAAUGCUGAAUCUGCUUCAGAGGAAGAAAGUGGAGACACCAAUUCAGAAGAUUCGGAUUCUGACUCAGAGAGUGAGAGCGGCUCAGAGAGUGGGGAGGAGGAUGAACAGAAAGCACCAGUGAAGUCCAAGUUUGAAGAUCAAUCAGAGGAGGAAGCCUCAGAGGAAGAACAUUCCCCCGAGCCUCAGGGACACUAUCUGGAUGAUACUCCCCCACAAUCCCCCAUUGAGCUGAAGCCAGAAUUACCGCCAUAUUUCCCAGCUAUCCAGGGCUGCAGGAGUGUGGAGGAAUUUCACUGUCUCAACAGGAUCGAGGAGGGUACCUAUGGUGUUGUAUAUAGGGCCAGAGACAAGAAAACAAAUGAGAUAGUUGCUCUGAAAAGACUGAAGAUGGAGAAAGAGAAGGAGGGAUUUCCUAUCACUUCUCUGAGAGAGAUCAGUACAAUUCUCAAGGGGCAACAUGAGAACAUUGUCACUGUCCGUGAAAUAGUGGUAGGAAGCAAUAUGGACAAGAUCUAUAUAGUAAUGGACUAUGUAGAACAUGAUCUCAAGAGUCUUAUGGAGUCAAUGAAGCAACCAUUCCUUGUUGGUGAAGUUAAAACCCUGAUGCUGCAGUUGCUACGUGCAGUCAACCAUCUCCAUGACAACUGGAUCCUCCAUAGAGAUCUGAAGACAUCAAAUCUCUUACUUAGCCAUAAAGGUAUCCUGAAAGUUGGAGACUUUGGCCUUGCCCGUGAAUAUGGGUCCCCUCUGAAGCCGUAUACCCCCAUAGUUGUAACACUAUGGUACAGGGCCCCUGAGCUGCUUCUAGGGACAAAGCAAUAUGAUACUGCCAUUGAUGUGUGGAGUGUAGGCUGUAUAUUUGCAGAGUUUCUCACUAUGAAACCACUGUUCCCUGGCAAGUCAGAGAUUGAUGAACUCAAUAGAAUAUUUAAAGACUUAGGAACUCCUAAUGAAAAGAUUUGGCCAGGUGUUGGUGAUCUUCCAACCAUGAAAAAAUGCACAUUUGCAGAAUAUCCGUACAAUACUCUAAGGAACAGAUUUGGCUCUUACCUCACUGAGAAAGGAUUUGAGCUUGUAAACAAAUUUUUGACUUAUGAUCCGAAGAAGAGAAUAAAAGCUCAAGAUGCCUUGAAGCAUGAAUUCUUCAAGGAAUCUCCCCAACCAGUUGACCCCUCAAUGUUCCCUACCUGGCCUGCCAAGAGUGAGCAGAACAGAAAACAUGGCAAUACCCCUAAACCUCCAUCUGGGGGUAAGGGGGCUUAUGCUAAACUUUUGGGAGAUGAUGACAUAGAGCAAGUGUUGGCCACAGGGGGCGCUGGUUUCCAUCUCCAAACCGCAACUAAGGGGAUAUCAUCUGGUGCUGUGCCUAGUUUCAGUCUCAAGUUCUAGAAAUGUCAUAUGUUUAAAAGUUCCAGUGAUGUCAUCUGUCUGAAGUUCUUGGGAUGUCAUCUGUAUGAAGUCUAAUGAUGUCAUUAGUGGAAAGAUCUUGCAUAGUCAUUCGUCCAAGCUCAAGUUAUGUUAUCACUCUUUGAAGCUCUACAGCAAAGCUCAAUGGCUCAAUAUUUCUACUGUUCCAGAACAUAUACAAAGAUAUUUGUCAAAUUGUGAUGAAAUUCUUAUUGCACGAACUGGAAAUGAUUGAGCAAACUGAGCAUAUGAUUAUGUUCAGGAAACUAACCAAUAUAAUAAACUAAAAAUAUUAAAUCCAUCAAUGAUAAACUAUUGAAAAAACUGACAAUAAUUUCAGCGAAAAAUCGCAACAUCGAAUUGUUAACGCCAUCUAUAUGGUUGUUAAAGUGACAAUUUACAUUGACAAGUUGACUCCAUGGUGCCUACUGCCAUCUAUAGUUCAGAUGUAUCUAGGUAAGGGAUGCCACAUAUAUAUACUAACAUAUAGUAUAAGAUGUUC
Owenia fusiformis is the source of this 3526-nucleotide messenger RNA. The record is from the annotation of a GenBank genome assembly. NCBI's taxonomy places the organism in Eukaryota, Metazoa, Annelida, Polychaeta, Sabellida, Oweniidae.